This is a messenger RNA of Macroventuria anomochaeta, 1197 nucleotides long. RefSeq names its product alpha/beta-hydrolase. The coding region runs from base 1 to 801 and encodes 266 amino acids. The transcript has 6 exons. Gene Ontology annotation, biological process: epoxide metabolic process. Gene Ontology annotation, molecular function: epoxide hydrolase activity. The record is from RefSeq and is a predicted model, not a curated record. Lineage: Eukaryota; Fungi; Ascomycota; Dothideomycetes; Pleosporales; Didymellaceae.
AUGUCAGAAGUCAAGCCAUUCAACCCAAACAUCUCUCAAGAGGAGAUUGAUCGCCUGUUCAGGAAGCUCAAAGACACACGCCUUCCAGAGAUCCCAGUCUGGAUCAACAAAUUGAAGAACUUCUGGCAAGACAAGUACUCCUGGCCGGAUGCACAGAAGCAAGUCUCCGAAUGGCACCACUUCACCACCGAGAUCAAGAAUCUGAAGGUCCACUUUAUCCAACACGAGAAGAAUAGGAUGAGACAGAAGGAGGCAAUUCCUCUAUUGCUGGUACAUGGCUGGCCAGGGGCUUUUUUGAGUCCAUCACGAGGCUGGACUCUCCAAGACACAGCGCGCAUCUUCGACGUCCUGAUGAAGCGUCUCGGGUACACCUCUUACACCGCACAAGCCGGCGACUGGGGUCAUUGGGUCGUCCGGAAGCUCGGAUCCGGGCGCUACAACGCCUGCAAAGCAGUGCACACCAACAUGUGUCCCGGCGCUCCACACAAGGGCUCCAAGAUGAACGAGAAAGAGGAGGCAGCCAUGGACCGCGCGAAGUGGUGGAUGGGCGAGCAUCUGACGGCGACGCUAGAUAAGGAAGAAUACGUGAAGGAUGUGUUAUUGUGCUACUACCAUAACGUGCGCCACGAGGUGUACACCGAGUUCAAUGCGAAGGAGGAGAAUCUGAUUAGGGUGCCGUUGGGUGCUAGCACGUUUAGCUUCCUCUUAGCUGUUGUUGAGCAACCAGUCGCACAAGCUGCAAGGGGAGGCGCAGCUGAAGCACCUUCCUCAUAUGUGUCGCCGGCCUUUUCAGCGGUUUAGCAGGGUAAGGGGUACAAGCGUGGCCAUCGGCGUGGCAACCACAUGUGUUGGUGUUGCAAUCGGUAGUCGUGGGGACGCCCUGCCACAAUCCACCAUGCUCUUUCUCAAAGCGCAACGCUCUGGCCUACUUGGACAACCAAGAUGCUGUGGUUGCAGGCAAGGAGAUCAGCAGCGACGUGACGUUCAACAUACAAGACCAUUGCGUUAGGCAGUCGCUGGCGGGUGCACUAAGAGUAUUGGUCAGUGGGACCAUGGUUGAUGGCUGUCUGGACGUUUGUCUCGCUGAAUCCGGCAGUUGUAUACUAGAGCCCGUCAGCACGCAGUUUGCACAAGCUGAAGGUUAGAGUGAGGUGAGAAGUAAGACAGCGAUGACAGUCAAGACGAGUUGUGGUGAAG